CCUAAGUCAUUCUCAUCGUGAUUUCUUGCAACCUAGGUGAUGAAUGAUGGGUGAAGAAAUAAGGAAACACAGAGCUGGAGAAAAGAAAAAGGAUGGAAGUCCAAUAUGGAAAAUCGUCGGUGCCGUCAUCGCAGCCACUUGCAUGGUGGCUGCUGUCAUUACUCUCGGAAUCUUAGGCUCGAGGAUGAGGAAAAACAGCAGAAAUAGUAGCUCAUCUUUCGGCGACAAUCAAAACCAACAGACGAACACGACAGCAUUCUCGAGCACGAUAUCAUCCUCUUCAAUUCCAACUACUCAGACCACUUUCUCGACGAUAACACGAACGGGAAUUGUAGGAAAUAGCACUUCCAGUACAAAAGAGGAGCCGCGUACACUUGUUGGAAGAGAAACUCGUACGCUUCUCCUCUCCAUCCCAUCCGCACAACUACAUCCCGUCCUUCCUUCCUCACAUCCUCCUCCUCUCUUUCCUCAUCUCCUUCCUCCGUUGCUGCCUAUAACGCUAACGUAUCCCCGCAGCACAGUCCUUUCGCGCGCAUUUUGCGCGCUCGCAUCCAGUCGAAGGUUCUGAUAGACCGAGUCCGGAUAUGAUUAUCAUCGGUGUAGUGUCUGUAUGUAUUGUGGUACUGGUUGUAGGGCUGUUGGCUUCGAGGUGGUGUUAUAUGAGACGGAAGAAGAG
This is a messenger RNA of Lindgomyces ingoldianus, 676 nucleotides long. RefSeq lists its product as uncharacterized. Bases 47 to 568 code for a protein of 173 amino acids. NCBI's taxonomy places the organism in Eukaryota, Fungi, Ascomycota, Dothideomycetes, Pleosporales, Lindgomycetaceae. The record is from RefSeq and is a predicted model, not a curated record. The transcript has a single exon.